Metarhizium brunneum ARSEF 3297 is the source of this 3765-nucleotide messenger RNA. It is a transcript of the gene psm1, whose product is annotated as Structural maintenance of chromosomes protein 1. The record is from RefSeq and is a predicted model, not a curated record. NCBI's taxonomy places the organism in Eukaryota, Fungi, Ascomycota, Sordariomycetes, Hypocreales, Clavicipitaceae. Gene Ontology annotation, molecular function: protein binding; ATP binding; ATP hydrolysis activity. Gene Ontology annotation, cellular component: nucleus; cohesin complex; chromosome. Gene Ontology annotation, biological process: sister chromatid cohesion.
AUGGGCAAGCUGAUACGGCUAGAACUAUUUAACUUCAAGUCCUACAAAGGACAUCACACCCUUCUCUUCGGAGAUUCUUACUUCACCUCGAUAAUCGGGCCAAAUGGAUCGGGGAAGUCCAAUUCCAUGGAUGCGAUAUCCUUUGUCCUGGGUAUUAAGUCGUCACAUUUACGCUCAGCACACUUGAAGGACCUUGUUUAUCGUGGCCGCGUUUUAAAAACCUCCAAGAUCAACGACGAUGGCUCUGCAGAAACGCGGGACAAUAACGACGUCGCGACAACGACGGGCGACGACAAAGCUUCCCGAGGCGACCCUAAAACUGCCUGGGUCAUGGCAGUUUAUGAAGACGAUGCUGGCGAUGAGCAGCGAUGGAAGCGCUCCAUAACCAGUUCCGGGGCCAGCGAGUAUCGUAUCAAUGACAGAGUUGUCACGGCACAGCAAUACAAUGAAGCAUUGGAAACAGAAAAUAUCCUCAUGAAAGCUCGCAACUUCCUCGUAUUCCAAGGCGAUGUUGAGGCCAUAGCUUCUCAAUCUCCGCAAGAUCUUACUCGUCUCAUUGAGCAAAUAUCAGGCAGCUUGGAAUAUAAGACAGAGUACGAAAAACUCCAGGCCGAUGCUGAAGAAGCUGCCGAGAACCAAAACUUCCAGCUACACCGCCGUCGUGGAAUCAACUCCGAAAUAAAGCAGUAUCGCGAGCAAAAGAAGGAAGCAGACAGUUUCCAAAAGAAAACUGAAGAAAGAGAUGCGGCCAUUGUAUCACACUGCCUCUGGAAGCUCUAUCACUACCAGACAGCUAUGGAUGAGUCUAGUGCUACUAUUCAAGACCAUCAAGAAGAUCUGAAGGAACUCAAACGCAAUGUGGAAACUUUUGAGGCACGGCUGGAGGAUGCUAGGAGGAAUCAGAAUACGGCUGGUCGAUUAGUGGCUCGAACGGAGAAAGAGAUCAAGCUGAGAGAAAGGAACAUCGAAGAUAAAGAGAACGCUCUGUUGCCUUUUGAUGAGAAAGUUCACGAGUCUUCACAGCAAGUUGAGAAGCUUCAUGUUCAAAGCCAAAAGGUGACCAAAGAGCGAGAUGAACAAGCUGCCAUCGUGGAAAAGGUCCAGAAAGAUAUUGAAAACGUUGAGAAAGCACAGGCUGUGUUCGAGAAAGACACAAAAGAGCAGAUGAAAAAGCAAGGGCGAGACAUUAGUGACACAGAUCGAAAGGAAUAUAAUCUCCUUCGGGCGCAAGUAAUGUCUCGCUCUGGAACAAACCAGGCAAAAUUGGAAAAUCUGGAGCGACAACGCAAAGCGGACGAGGUUACUGUUAAUAACCUCCGGGGAAAGCUCGACAGCAUCACCGCAGCUAUAGAAAAAGCUGAAGCGGAGUUGCAAAAUAUCGGCGAGCGCAGAAGCUCUACCGAGUCGGCGUCCAAGGAAAUUUCCGAUGAAAUCGCAAGGAAGAAGAAGGAGUUUAAUCAAUUGCAGUCCGAACGUGUAAGAACGAACCAGAAACGGACGGAACUCGAGGAGAAGCUUGAAGAUGUAGCUCGAAAGCUGCGUGAAGCCGAUGACGGUCGUCGCCAGAAUGACCGCGAAACCCGAAUGAAGGAGAUGGUCACGUCGUUGAAGCGCAUGUUCCCCGGUGUGCGAGGCCGCAUUGGAGAUCUAUGCACGCCAAAGCAGAAAAAAUACGACGAGGCUGUAAUUGUCGCGCUUGGAAAAGAUUUCGACUCAGUUGUCGUGGACACCGAGAAGGUUGGCGUAGAUUGUGUUCAGUACUUGAAAGAGCAGAGAUUUCCGCCCAUGACUUUCAUCCCACUGGAUAAUAUUAAGGUCAAUGCCGUUAAUACAGCUAUUAAAGGGUUCUCUGGCGCGAGGCUGACAAUCGAUACCAUCAAUUUCGACACAUCAGUUGAGAGAGCGGUGUCAUACGCAUGCGGCAGUUCAGUGGUUUGCGAUUCCCUGAGCAUUGCAAAGCAUAUAUGCUACGAUAAAAAGAUACCGGUGAAAGCGGUUACUCUUGAAGGGUAUAUUAUUCAUAAAGCGGGAUUGAUGACUGGAGGUCGUGGCCCCGAACCCAAAGGGGGCAAGCGAAAAUUCGAAGAAGUCGACGUGCAGAAUCUUCAGCGAAUGGCAAUGAAACUCAAGGAUGAAAUAGACCGGCUCCCAAAAUCUGAUCGACGUGGAACGCAAGAGGAAUCGCUGCAAAUCGAUCUUGCUGGAUUAGAACGACGUUUGGUCUCGAUGAAAGACGAACUUGCGGCCUUCGGUAUGAAUUGGACGAGCAAAAAGCGAGAGCUUGAUGGGUUCAAAAAGGAGCUGAGAGACCUUGAACCAAAGUACAAAGAACAGGUGUCGCAGUUGGAAACUGAUAAUGCCACCGUCAGCGAGUUCAGGGCGGCGAUUGCCCGCGUAGAAGAUGAAGUAUUCGCCAACUUCUGCAGGAAGCUUGGCUACAGCGACAUCAGAGCAUACGACGCCUCUCAAGGGAAAUUAGAGCAAGAGGUGUCAGAAAAAAGGAACCAGUUCGAGGUGCAGAAGCAGCGGCUGGAGAACCGUCUUAAAUGGGAGCUGACUAGGCAUGGAGACACGGAAACGCGGAUCCGACGAAUGCAAGAGCACAUCCGACGUUUGAAGCAGGAUAUCAAGACAUACUCGAAGGAGAAGGCCGACAUCGAACAAGCCAUUCGUCAGGACCAAGAUGAACUUGAGGCGUUGCAAGACACACUGGAGCAGCAAAAGGCUGAUCUCGCAGACAAGAACCAAAAAGUGAGCGAGGCAAGGACCGAGCUGCAAAAACGGAGCAAGGAUAUUGAGGCACGGCAGCGUGACAUUAACACUUUAGAAACAACAGUGCAAAAGAACAGUGCCAGCAAGUCUGCACUACUACGGAGAUGUCGGCUUGAACAAAUUCAGAUCCCCUUGGUUGAAGGUACAUUGGACAAUCUUCCGAACGAGGACGAUCUGCUUCGACAGGAUCCUGAUGCAAUGGAUGUCGAUGAUGACGAGGAGGACAUGAUGGACAUUGCCCUCGACGACCAUGGCAUCGCCAUCAAUUUCGAGGGCUUGGACAAUGACCUGAAGGAGUCUGAUGGCCCUGGAGUCGAGGAAAAGUUGACGGAAAGAAUAUCUCUGCUAGCCUCGGAACUUGAAAAGUUGAACCCGAAUAUGCGAGCCAUGGAACGCCUUGAAAGCGUCGAAUCAAGGUUAAAACAGACAGACCAGGAGUAUGAAGACUCCAAGACGACCGCACAGGCUGCGAAGGAUGCAUUUGCCAAGAUCAAACAGAAGCGAUACGACCGUUUCAACAAGGCUUUCACCCACAUCCAAGAGCAAAUAUCUCACGUAUACAAGGAUCUCACACGAUCUGAGGCAUAUCCGUUAGGUGGGCAGGCGUAUCUCGAUAUUGAAGAGGACACAGACAUGCCUUACCUCUCCGGUAUCAAGUACCAUGCCAUGCCACCACUGAAGCGCUUCAGAGAUAUGGAACAUUUGUCUGGCGGAGAAAAGACCAUGGCUGCGCUGGCAUUGCUCUUCGCCAUUCAUAGCUACCAGCCAAGUCCUUUCUUUGUAUUGGACGAGGUAGAUGCUGCACUUGACAAUGCCAAUGUCGACAAAAUUAAGAAGUAUAUCCGCGAACACGCCGGGCCUGGAAUGCAGUUUAUAGUUAUCAGCCUGAAGACGGGACUUUUCCAAGAUUCAGAAAGUCUGGUUGGCGUAUAUCGAGACCAGGAAGUGAAUAGUUCAAGAACUUUGACCUUGGAUCUCAGAAAGUAUGCCUGA